Molecule: messenger RNA, 1859 nt
Organism: Raphanus sativus (radish)
Lineage: Eukaryota; Viridiplantae; Streptophyta; Magnoliopsida; Brassicales; Brassicaceae
Product: pumilio homolog 11-like
Exons: 5
Coding region: 116-1672 (518 amino acids)
Biological process (GO): post-transcriptional regulation of gene expression
Cellular component (GO): cytoplasm
Molecular function (GO): mRNA binding
Source: RefSeq, a predicted model, not a curated record
UCUUUUCUUUGCUUUGUUCUUUUUGUUAUCUUCUUACAUACUCCCCCACCACAAGUCACAUCCUUUGUGCUUGUGUUGUGUAUAAAACUAAAGAUUUGACUCCUGCCUCUCCCUGAUGUUUAAAGAGAAAAAGAAGUUCAUGGAAGGUUUUGAGUUUUCACCUGAUGAUGAUUUGAGAGGAAGAACAACUUGGUACAGUAGUAGUGACAUUCAUCAUCUUCUCCCCCCUGAUGUGGGUUUCGGAAUUGCCGGACUUCGCUUGACGCCGAUUUCAAACCCAUUACAGUCUCGCAGAAACCUGAACACAGCAAGAAGAGCUGAUAUUGAUCUUGUCGGUUUGUGUCAGAAGAGUCUCAGUAAAAUGGUUAUCUCCGAUGAAGAAGAAGAAAGGAGUUUUUUCACCGGAUCCCAUCUUCCUUUUCUUCACGGAUUCGACCAGCAUGUGAGGCUUGGUGGUGGUUCGUUUCCGGAAGCUUCUUCUCAUCAUCCUCACGCUCGUCUAAUGCAGAGGAGGAGCUCUCAUCAUGGCGACAGUCGGUUGCUUAGAUUGCUUGCUCGGGAAGACUACCCUAGCAACCACAUAGGCGGCUUUACAGAGGACACGAAAAGAGAUUACUUCUUGAGAGGAGGAGGUUCUCGACAACGACGUGAGGGUUCUGCCAAAUGCAUGAAGGAAGAAGCUUUGUGUCCAGAUCUUGCGUCCAUGAUUGGAAUCUAUGGAUCUGUCUACUUAAUGGCAAAAGAUCAGAUGGGUUGUCGUUUUUUACAGAAACUGAUUGAAGAAGAAGAAGAAGAAGAAGCUGGAAGCUUUCUUAUUAUAUUCAGAGGAUUGAUAAAUGAUGUAGUCGAACUUGGAAUGGAUCAGUUUGGGAACUUUCUCAUACAAAAGCUUAUCAAAGUCUGCAACCAACAGCAGAGAACACAAAUCCUCAUCAAGUUGACAUCCACACCUGGCUUGCUUAUCGAAAUCUCCCUCCACAGUUAUGGGACAAGAGUGGUGCAGAAGCUGAUUGAGACAGUAAGAACAAAGACAGAAAUCAAUCUGGUUAAAUUAGCUCUUAAACCUGGUUUGCUCUCUCUGGUUAGAGAUGUAAAUGGAAAUCAUGUUAUUCAAAGUUGCUUAAAAUUCCUUGCCCCUGAAGAUAACAAGUUCGUUUUGGAGGGUGCUACGAGGUUCUGUGCCACAAUUGCAACUCAUAAAUAUGGAUGUUGUGUGCUGCAACUCUGCGUUAAACACUCAGAUGGUGCGGAACGUGAGAACCUCGUUGCUGAAAUAGCCAGAAACGCUCUCCACCUUGCUCAAGACCCUUUCGGGAACUAUGUGCUGCAAUACAUAAUAGAGCAGAACUUGGGAGGAGUAAGUGUAAUGUUUGAGUUAAAAGGGAACUACGUGAGAUUGGCUACACAGAAGUUUGGUAGUCAUGUAGUGGAGAAAUGUAUUAGACACUAUCCAGAGAGUAGAUCCCAGAUUGUCCACGAGCUCAUCUCUGAUCCACACUUCGAGCGUCUUCUUCAGGACCCUUUUGCUAAUUACGUUAUCCAGUCAGCUCUAUCUAAAACUAAGGGCUAUGUUCGGGCGAGCUUGGUUAAUAAAAUACGAACAUUUGGAAACCUUAAGAUGAAUCCAUAUUGCAAGAGGAUGUUCUCCAAGAGCCGACACUUGAGGAAGUGAUAACCCCUCAUGCAAGAAAAGUAUUGUUGUUUUGUUGAAGACGUAGGACUUGACUCUCUAUAUAUCAUCCAUACAAGACAGAAAGUCCUGUUGUUGUCACUGUCUUUUUUGGAUGUUGUUUAUCUUCUUGUAUUGAAACUUGAUCUAACGAGUCAUGUUUUUUUGCAUCUUGUUUGUAUACUUGACC